AUGUCUUCCUCUGUCGAUAUGGACACUUCCUCAACUUCUUCCGAAUAUGAUACUGGAAUCAAUGUCUCAAAAUUCAGAUUCUUUAAACUCAAUCAAACCAACUGGGCAAAGUGGCAGAUCAUGGUCGACAGCGUUUUAACCAGCAAAGGUUUUGAUAAACUGUUAGAUGUUGACUGGAAUCGGGACAACAAAGAAACUCAAACUUAUCGUGUCCGAAAUGCUUGGGCUUUUUCUCUCCUAUGGGACAUUGUUGAAUCAGACCUUCAUGAUAUAAUCAUAAAUAAUUCCCCGAGUUUCUGGCAUACCUAUCAAGCCCUCGGAAGAGCAUGUGGAAUGUUAUGUAUUGUUACCGUCUCAGCUAAACUUCGAAAGACUUUUAACACUGUCUACAAUGUGGGAACUUCGAUGAAGGAACACAUUUCUAAUUUCAAUAGUCUGAUAACUUCACUCGGAACCUCCUUAGCAUCUAUGCCUGAUUUUGCUAAGAUGUCUACCGGUCUUAAUGCCUGCAUUUUUCUGUCGUCUUUCAAUUCCGAUGAAUCUCUAACCCCUCUCAUACAAACUCUUUAUAAAUCGGAACCAUUCACAUAUGCUAGUGUUUAUGAAAGUAUGAUGCUGGAAGCAAAUCGACGAGACGAUGUCGAAUCUAAUAUGACAGUAAACUUUGCUCAUAAUCAACGAAAUCAAGCAUUCAAUCGUUUCAAGAAGCCUUCCUCUUUGAAUCAAAAUUCUCCUAAUAGUCAAUCCAGAAAUCAACAUAUUCUAUCUCGCAAUCCUCAACCUCAAUUUCCUAAUCCAUCUUCUUCCUCGCAAACGAACAAUGGCUACUUUCGGCCUAGAGGAAUAAUUCCAACCAGAUUUGGAAACCAGAGAUCGGAUCAGAAUCAGGAAUCAAUUCGAGAAAUGCGAGAAAGACUGAAUCGUUUAGAAAAUCAAAUGAAGUCGAAUCGAUCAAACAAUUCCGGAUCAAUGAAUGCAAAUUCGGUCUCUAGAAACAACAAUCAGGAUGAGACCAUGGACGGAUCAUGUUUCAUGAUUGAAUCUUUCUCUGCGGUAUCUGCAUCUAUACGUUCUGAUAGUUUCGAUUUGACUUACGAUUCGGGGGCGACUGACACAACUGUCAACAACUUUGGUCUUAUCAUUGACCCGAAGCCUACGUUCAGAGUAUUGAAUACAUAUGGUGGUACUAUAACUGUUACUCAUGUCGGAAAAAUGAGCAUAGGAGGGGAAAUCAUCUAUCCUGUCUUCUAUGUUCCCGCUGGACCUAGAAAUCUGAUCUCCGCAUCUCAACUAGAAGAUCAUGGCUUAACCAUUCAUCAUGUACCGAGUGGUGUUAUAAUACGGAAGGCAAAUCGCAUAAUACUCAAAUUCCCUCGAGACGGGAAACUUUUUGUUGCUAAAGGAAGGAGUGAAGUUAACAAUAUUCAAAGCAUCAAACCUUCAACGGAUUGGCACAUUAUUCUUGGAAACCCUUCCGAUGAAUAUCUCAAACAAUUUUUGGUCUUCAGAAACAUCAAAGCCAAUGGUCAUGGUGUUACCAAAAGCUCUUUGUUCAAUUCAAUCACAUAA
Molecule: messenger RNA, 1569 nt
Organism: Melampsora larici-populina 98AG31
Lineage: Eukaryota; Fungi; Basidiomycota; Pucciniomycetes; Pucciniales; Melampsoraceae
Exons: 2
Coding region: 1-1569 (522 amino acids)
Source: RefSeq, a predicted model, not a curated record